AUGGCCGCCUUCAUCAAGAGGCUGAGACUCACAGUCAUCCUCCUCGUCAUCCUCUCUCUCUUCAUCCUCUCCGUCGCCGCACAAGACGAACCCUCACCCUCAGCUGAACCCACACCUGACCCCACCCCCGAACCCUCCGCCUCUCCAUCGUUUACACCUACCGACAUCCCAUCUCCAAGCGACUCUAUUUCUGCCGGUAUCCCCACAGCUACCAGCACCGUACCAGUUGUCUCCACCCCAACCCCAACGCCUGUCUUCACGACCUCAACCGACUGUCAAGCUUGCAAGCCCGACUACAACAUCAUCAGCGCCUGUGUCCAGAGGAUCCCCAAGACCGCCAACCUGACCAUGAUCACCCAGGUGCUGCCCUUCUACCAGUGCAUCUGCCCGGACAACAUGAUCGAAGCUCUUCAGCACUGCAGUACCUGUCUCCGUUCGUCCGGCCAGCUCAAUUUCCUUGUCCCUACAUUGUACAAUGUCACCAACCAGGAGGUCAAGGCCAUGAAUGAGGAUGAUUUCAGCGAGGACGCUGUGUUGUCAUGGCAACAGGAGUAA
Linnemannia hyalina is the source of this 555-nucleotide messenger RNA. NCBI's taxonomy places the organism in Eukaryota, Fungi, Mortierellomycota, Mortierellomycetes, Mortierellales, Mortierellaceae. The record is from the annotation of a GenBank genome assembly.